GUUACGUCACGCGCUUCCGCGGAAGUAACGAGGAUUGGAAAAUAGAGGUUAUAAUAUGCAGCUUUGACCACAACGGGUUGUGGAGAUAUUUACCUGUAAAUACAGUAAGAGUGCAGCCAUGAGCUGAGGCUCCCCAAACCCACCUUUCUCAAUGAUCAACGACAAGCUGGUGUUUUUGGGUCUCCUUUACUUCAUCCAGGGCAUUCCAUAUGGCCUGCAGUCAUCCCUGCUCCCAGUGUACCUGCGCGGUGCCGGUCACUCUCUCACCCGAAUCAGCCUCACCAAAAUCCUCUACUUCCCCUGGGUGCUCAAGGUGCUCUGGGCCCCUCUGGUGGACCGGACUGGCACCAAGCGCUGCUGGUUGGUGUGCACGGUGGCUGGUCUGGCCCUCACCUGUUUAGUGAGCGCUGCUAUUUCACCUGAUGUCCAGUACAUGGUUGUGGCGGGCUCCCUGCUUGUCAUGAACUUGCUGGCAUCCGUGCAGGACAUUGCAGCUGACGGGGUGGCCGUGCGGCUGCUCAGGGGGCAGGGGGAGCUGGGUUUGGGGAACACUGUGCAGGUGGUUGGGUAUAAAGCUGGGUCUGUGUUUGCUGGAGGGGGGCUGCUGGCUGUGAUUGAUGUUGCAGGCUGGGGCUGGAUGUUCACACUGCUGGCUUGUGUGUACGGUGGUGUUGCUCUGUUUGUGUGGGGCGCCCCUGUGUUGGACGGAGAGCCGGCGCGGGGACAGGGAGAAGGACGGAGGGGGCCAAAGGAAGUGAUGCAGCCCUGGAAGGUGUGGAGGAAGCUCUUGUCUGUGCCAGGAACGACAUGGACGAUGUUCUUCGUCCUCACUUACAAGCUAGGUGAACAGGGGGCUAUCACCAUGUUUCCACUCUUCCUGCUGGACCACCACAUGACUGCCAGAGAGCUGGGGGUGUGGAACGGCAUGGUUGCCAUGGCAUUUUCCAUCUGUGGCUCAUCAAUUGGGGGCUUCUUGCUCUCUCAGUACAGUAUUGGCCUGCUGAUGAGACGUGUGUUUAUGAUCCGGACUAUCAGCAUGGUCUUUCAGAGCUCACUUCUUGUAGUGCUGGAGCCCUCACUCUUGAUGAAAGGUAUGGCAGUCCUGAGUCUGAGUUUGCAGCAUUUCAUAGCCGGUCUUAUCACCACUCUCACUUUCACCACGAUGAUGAACUGCACACAGAGAGCCGAGGAGAGCAUACAGGCCACCCACUACAGUUUUCUGGCCACUCUGGAGGUCCUGGGGAAACUGAGUUUUAGUGCCCUGGCUGGAGGUAUGGUGGACACUGUGGGCUUUCCCAUAGCCUUCAUCCUCUUCCUCUUCCUCACCUCCAGCAGUGCACUGCACGUGUGGAGAGCCACAGAGACUGGCGUCCUGAAGGAGCAACUUAAAGGCCAGCCACUGUGACCAGCGUGAGCCUAAAAGAGGGCCGAGUGUGUUAAUGUCUGGGUGAAAGAAAGCGAGAUUAAAUCUUAUGCUUAGAAUAAGGUGACCAAAUAGACAGGCAAGCAAAUAUGUUGUUUUUAUUUGUAUUAAUUUGACACAACCAGCAUUGUCCGAGACAAGAGCCACUUGCGCACUGCACUCUCAGUACCUCUCUGAAAAACACUGCAAAUGUUUAACAGCUACAUAUAGUCAACUAUUUAAAGGUGCUUGCUUUCAUAAAAUAAGUCAUCCUGAAUGGCAAGCAAACUGAGCCAUGGCAACACUGUUAACAUGCCAUGUAGUCUGUCUGAAGGACAGUAAUUCAUUAAAAAAAUAUUAUGUUUGCUGUAAUGGACAAUGCUAAAUCUGUAAUUCAAAAGAACUGUAAUAGUUAUAAAAGGUUUAUAGCUUGUUUAAGGGUCUAGUUUGGUUUAGUUAUACACACCCUAGUCAUUUUCACAUUUCCUUUUACACAGCAUCUAUUCAUCUUAGAAAUGCCUUUAGGUUUUAAUCACAGACACCAUUCAGUUUAAUGACCAAUCAGCAGCAUGCUGGAUUUUAAGAAUCGCUUGACUUUAGAGUCAUGCAAAUUUGGAAGCAGUAUGAACAUUGAAUUAUGGUUCUACCAGAAAGAUUUUGGAGAUCGAAUGAUGUAACGAAGCAUUCAUUUAUGGACAACCCAGCAAGCAAUUAUUUAUGAAGGUCUUUGCCAUAGGCCCCAUCUGUAGUGCAUAUUCGGGUAGGAUUUAGUGCAUAACCCAUCCUGGUGGUGGGGAGGGUGGAGGACAUUGUUUGCGUCGGUGUCUGGCAACUCAAACAUGUGUAAGUACCAAUCUUUUAUACAGCAAGUAUUAAGACAUGAUUGGAUAGAUGUGAUGUGACAUAGUAAUUGAGUCUUCCUGGCAGAACUUAUGCUAAAGCUUUCAUUUCUAUGAUCAGCCGAGUGCUUUUUUUGUAUUCUCAAUGCAAUACUUUUAUUAAUGGGGUCAUAUCACUGGAAAAUAAAAGUCAAUGUGCUAUGAGAAAAGCACCUUUUAACUAUGUUGUACAUUGACUCUUAUUUGUAGUUCAGCAACACUGCCAAAAAAAUAUGUUAAAAAAAAAAAAAAAAAACGUGUGCUGCUCCUGGUUGUGUAUAGCACCUGAAUAUCUGUUUAUACUUCCUUGGAUUGUUAGGAAAUAUUAGGAAAGAAUUGCCCAGCAGCAAACGUGACCCAACUAUUUGUUAUUUCACUUACCUAGACUGUGUUUACAUGCAAAGCACAACACCAAAAAUUGCUAUUUCAUUCGGCGAGUCAGAAAGAGGGUGGAGAGCAGUCAUGAGAAUACUAAAUUAGGACUGUUUUGAUAUAUAAAACUUGACUGACAUAGUAAGUGGACCUCAGGGAAAACAAUAUUCUAAAAAGUAUGAUAUGACCCCUUUAAUGUCUGUUAAAAUACUGUACAUUGAAACAGUCAACUCAUCAAGCUCAUUUUUUGAGCCAAUAAUAUAUUGUUUCAUAUAUAUUGUUUUGUAUUGUGAGAUGUCUGCAUUUCCUAUGCAAUAACACUUUUUUUUGAGUCUGAAAUAUAGACUAUCAUCAUCAUGAAUUGAUAUACAAACCUUAAUCCUGAAGUUCUUGUAAAGGACUGUGGGUAAUUCUAUCUUCCUGAGCCAUGCUUUACUUUUGAAUAUGUUCGAAUUGCCUUUUUUAUAUAGUUUAUUGCAGAGCCAAAAUAUGUGGAGAUAUUGUUGAGACUAGAUGGGUAAACGUGUGGAUUUUGCCAUAACUAAAGAUACCUUGAGAAGAUGCCUUUAAUCUAUAACAUAUUGUAAUUGCAUAUUGCAUUAGGUCCAUGUUCGUUCAAUGCGUUAAUUAGUUUUUCGAUUUAAUAUUGAAAUUGAAAAAUGGCUAAUUUCUUUGUUCCCGUUUUAUUUUUAUUUUAUUUUUUUCACAACAAAAAAUGAAAAAUUAUAAAAAUUAGACUCCACAUUUAGAGCAUGAAAUGGCCCUUUCUGCUGAUUGGUCAACCAAAGAUCAACCCAUUCUUCAACAGUUCCUUGCAGAAUAAUAGUCCUCCGCUGCUGGAUGGAUUACAAAUAAUCUCUCUCUCAUCCAACAACCGGACUAAGGAAUGCUUUGACAUAAAUUGAAAUAUUAGAAAUAUUAUCUGAUUAUUUGAGAAGCCUACUUAUUCGACACAACACUGGUUUUAGUUGUCCAACUAUCAAAAUCUGUGUGGCAAAGCUGUGUGACCCACUGGAUAAUUUUAUGUUGUAGCGAAGCGCACAUAAAUGAGCCGUUUUCGAAUUUUUUUACUUUCAAUAUUAAAAUGAAAACGAUUGUACCAUUUA
Molecule: messenger RNA, 3758 nt
Organism: Pimephales promelas (fathead minnow)
Lineage: Eukaryota; Metazoa; Chordata; Actinopteri; Cypriniformes; Leuciscidae
Gene: slc33a2
Product: solute carrier family 33 member 2
Biological process (GO): transmembrane transport
Cellular component (GO): membrane
Molecular function (GO): transmembrane transporter activity
Source: RefSeq, a predicted model, not a curated record